GCCCCCGGAGAAGAAGCUCAAGAGAUACGCUUGGCGGAAGCGCUGGUUCGUGUUGCGCCAGGGCCGCAUGAGUGGGAACCCCGACGUCCUGGAGUACUACCGCAGCAGCCAUUCCAAGAAGCCCAUCCGCGUGAUCGACCUGAACGAAUGCGAGGUCGUGAAGCACUCGGGGGCCAGCUUCAUCAAGAAGGAAUUCCAGAACAACUUCGUCUUCAUGGUGAAGACCACCUACCGCACCUUCUAUCUUGUGGCCAAGUCUGAGGAGGAGAUGCAAGCCUGGGUGCACCACAUCACGCAAAUCUGUAACUUCGGGCAUUUGGAAGAUGGCACAGACUCGGGGGACAGCCUCUCCCACACCACCUCCUCCCCACAGCCCUCGCCAGCUGCUUCUGCCCAUGCCUUGCGGAUCGUGGAUCCCUCCUUCCCGCCUGAUCAGACCCCGGCCGACGCGUCUGCAGCGGAGGAGACGGCAAGCGAGCCCGAAUCUGUCUUCCUCACAGACUAUCUCAUCUUAUCCAACUGUGCAACUGGAAAGCUCAGCCAUGGCAGGUGCCACAGCUGGUCCAAUUCCGAUCGAUCUCUUGAGCAGACAUCUUCUGACGACAUAUUUGUUGACUUCAUGGCUUCCCAGCCCUCACUCUACCUUCAGCCCUCCGGCACACUGCUGCAGGAGCUAACAAGUCAAGGGCUUCUUGCCAGGAAUACGGACUCGAGCGGGCCUCCUUCCAGCGACUUCUCCUCUUCCUCUCCCUUGUCAGGCCCCCCUUUAACACCAACGUUCCUGGCCGACAAAAGCCAGAACUCGCUUUCCUGUGGCGUGUCUGAACGUGAGGUUCUGGCCAACACGCCGCCACCCCGGCCGCCCAAGCCAACACGUCUCUCAGACAGAAGGCCAGAAGAGCUAUCCCUCGGGGCACUCCCCAAUGGACAUGCUGGCUUCUCCGGAGCCCAUGGGGCCUUGGUGCCAAGAAGGAUCUCCGUGUCCAGCUUGGACAGUAUGAGGAGCUGGAGAGUUGAUAUGGAAGAAAACUCCUUGAGACACAGGGAUAAGAGGCUCAGCCUGAAUUUGCCAUGUCGAUUUAGCCCGCUCUACUCCUGCACAAGCAGUUCCAAGGACAGUUACGUGCCCAUGCGCCCCAGCGCCUCCCCGCCCAUCUCCGGAUCGUCCGACUGCACCGCUGACGGCUACAUUCCCAUGAGUCCAGGCUCAACGGCCUUCACCCUCGCUGCAGCCAGCACCGAAAAGCUCUGCAGCCCACUGCCUGAGCUCCCGACCGACCUGGAACCGCCCCCAGUGAACCGGGAGCUGAAGCCCCGGCGCAAAUUCCGACCACCUCCUCUGGACCUGCGAAACCUUUCCACCAUCCGAGAACAUGCUGCCUUAACCAGGACGUGGACCGUGCCUUACAAUCGAACAAGCUUUAUCUCUCCAGAAAGAGACGGCAUUAAUUCGGCGAGAGUCUUUGCCAGUUCAAUUUCCGGAGCGGAGGAAGCAACUUACAUUCAAAUGGACCACCAGCAAGCAACUUCCCCAUAUAAUGGAGCAUUCCAAUGGCCAAAGAAGUUUAGCCUUGAUUACCUAGCACUGGAUUUUAAUUCCGCCUCUCCAUCUCCUGUACAAAAGAAGCCUUUUUUCUCUGAAGAACAACGAGUGGAUUAUGUCCAGGUAGAUGAGCAAAGAACUCAAGCUCUCCAGAACACUAAGCAGGAGUGGACAGAUGAAAGGCAGUCCAAAGUCUGAAGCGGGAGACGGCUUUUCUUGGUUAGCUUGAUUUUGCACAUUGAAAUCCAGGUUGUCUGAGUGAUCCAGCGGAGAUGGUGAGCAGGUGGCGUGGAAGAGCGUGGUGGUCCACCACUUUUCCUGAGAGAAUGCCUUUUGGCCGGGUUGGUGAGAAAGGACCGACCUGAAAGGACCGUAUCAAAAUGACCCCAUCACUGCCAUUGCCUCCGUCACCCCUUCCAAUGAAGAAUACAUGGUACCAUCUUAGGACCUGAACUUGGGGUGGACACUUGCUGUGUCACAUGAAACACUGUACUUCCUGUUGUCGGUUGUGUUUUCAUCUUCCCUAUUUAACGGAUGUCGCAUCCACUGUGGCAUCUGGUUCUGACAGGUAUUUGGGAAUAAGGGCUGACCAUUCAACAAUGGAUAAAGUAACUUUUGUGGGAGGGAGGUGUGGAGGGUAGGAUGUUCCUUGAUCGGAAAUAAUUGGGGUCCGUGGAUUAUGCUAGAGGGUUAAUAGGAAACCAUUGCAAUGGUCAUUACCACCCCUCACCUUGGAUCAUCAGAAUCACAGGCUGCACCUGUCACCAAGCUCCUUCUUCUGUAACUGGUCCUUCUUUGUGGUCUCUGUGAAUCACACGUACGGACUCUGCUCCUGGCCCAGGACUGUUGUUGGGAAGAUUCUCCAAGCUAGACUCAUUCCAGCAGGAACCCAUCCUUUUCCUUGGAGGCGCUUCUGCCAUUUUCCCCAGUUCUCUCUGUUCCUUUUUCAGUGGCCAGUUACUCGCGAGUUGGCUCAUUCUUUUCCUCUGCUGCAAGGAGUGACUUCAGUGUAAAGAAGUUCUCCCGUGCAUCUGCUGCCUCCCCAGUCUUUGCAUCCCAAGGAAACCCAGGGAAGCUGCAAAGCCUUUUUGCAAGCCUUGGCAUGGUUGGCCAAGGGUCAAGAGGAUGCUGUCACCAUCUGGAGGAAUGACCACCCAGUUUUUCUUUCCCAGUGGACAAGAUCAUGCAGAUUUGUGACCCGUGGAGAUUGUGUUCUUCCAAGCAUGGCAUGAUUAUCGCUAGGAAAUUACUGGAACAAGCCUGACAACGACAAGCCUUUUAGCACUAAGAUAUUUUAUUUCACAUUUAGCCUUCUUUUAAUAAAAUAAAUGAGGAUGUGA
This is a messenger RNA of Varanus komodoensis (Komodo dragon), 2883 nucleotides long. RefSeq names its product GRB2 associated binding protein 3 (gene GAB3). The transcript is spliced from 10 exons. NCBI's taxonomy places the organism in Eukaryota, Metazoa, Chordata, Lepidosauria, Squamata, Varanidae. Bases 68 to 1741 code for a protein of 557 amino acids. The record is from RefSeq and is a predicted model, not a curated record.